Molecule: messenger RNA, 1128 nt
Organism: Knipowitschia caucasica
Lineage: Eukaryota; Metazoa; Chordata; Actinopteri; Gobiiformes; Gobiidae
Source: the annotation of a GenBank genome assembly
AUGACCAAACUCUCAGACCAUAAGGUGAUCCGGUUCCACCUCCAGGUUCUUCACGGAAUCACUGUGGAGACGCGCAGAAAGAGACGCGACAGAUUCUCCGUGAGUGGAGCACGGAUAUUUGGGGUCCCGUUGGAGAACAUGGCGCGGGUUUACGUCCCUGACUUCGGUCUGGUCCCGUGCUUUUUGGUGCAAGCGUGUUCCCUGCUGACCGAGCGACUCGCUACAGUUGGCCUCUUCCGGAAGCCCGGCUCGCUUCCUCGCAUCAAGACUCUACGGGCGAAGCUGAACCGUGGGGAGGACUGCCUGUCCACAGCCCUGCCCUAUGAUGUGGCCACUCUGAUAAAGCAGUUCUGCAGAGAGUUGGCAGAGCCUCUGUUCCCCCCAGAGCUCCACUCUGCGUUACUCAGCGCUCGGGCCCUGUCCAGUCCAGAGGAGCAGACCUCUGCCCUGCAGCUGCUGUCCUGUCUGCUUCCCGCUCCACACACCUCCACUCUGCACUACCUCCUGGACUUCCUUCACCGAGUCGCACAGAGAUGUAACGAUAACUUGAUGACCCCUUUAAACCUGGCCACAGUCUUCGUGCCCUGCCUCCUGCCUCCUCCCAACCUCACUGAGAUGUCUGAAGAUCGGCUGGAGCUCAGGGUCUUGGUUCUCCGCACUUUCAUCGAAAACCCACGUUCAUUUGGAGUCAUUCCGAAGUCUGUGGUGGACAGUAUGGAGUUUCUAAUGGAGUCCCCACUUUCAAAAGAACUGCAAACGAAAAGAGGAAAUCAAAAGGGCCAUAGCUUCGCAGUGAAAAGAGCUGUGAAGACCAUGCCAUGGAUCCCGACACGAGCUAAGACCAAAGCAGCCGACCCAGAGCCCACCAAGACCCCCCCGUCAAGACCCAGACUGAGGAGGAGCCUGGGCCAGGAGCACUUCCCCAACCUGCAGCUGUUCAGGAGCUGUCUGCCCUGGGAAGAGCACAGUUAUAAAAUGACAGAAGACUACUCCGGCUGCAACGAGCAGGAUAAAAGAAAAAGGGAUCUCUGUCCUGUCACUAAAAGCAGAGAACAGAAGGACCACAUCCCUCCGGUUCUGACUGGAGUAAGCAAACUCUCAUCCUGGCGAAGACGGACCUCACUCUGA